Rhododendron vialii is the source of this 3334-nucleotide messenger RNA. RefSeq names its product F-box protein CPR1-like. Bases 143 to 1246 code for a protein of 367 amino acids. The record is from RefSeq and is a predicted model, not a curated record. NCBI's taxonomy places the organism in Eukaryota, Viridiplantae, Streptophyta, Magnoliopsida, Ericales, Ericaceae. Gene Ontology annotation, molecular function: protein binding. The transcript is spliced from 2 exons.
CGGUGUCCCCCCCGGAACCCAAAAACUUCUCCAUUGCAAAAAGUGUUUUUUUUACGCCAGUAAAUUUGUGCCUAGGGCCUCCCCAGCUGAACCAAAUUCCAUGUAGAGAUUUCAGAGAGUAAUAGCAGAAAUCGAAGUGAGAAUGGGAGAUGAGACACCAGCAAGAGAGAACAAGAAGAAGAUCCGUGGGCUGAAUAUCCCCGACGAACUCGUACUCGACAUCCUCUCCAGACUCCCCGUCAAAUCCCUACUCCGAUUCAAAUCCAUCUGCAAAUCAUGGCUGUCCAUGAUUUCGCACCCUCAAUUCAUCAGAACCCACCUCCAUCGCUCUACCCAAUCUCCCCAUUGCCCAAGACUCCUACUCAAAACGAACCGAUCCCCUCUCUCCUUCGUUUCGAUCGAUUUCCGAACCCCCAAUCGCGAAUCCGAAUCGCUGCAGUGUCCGUGGGAGAACUCGGAUUCCUUUAUCCAGCCGUUGUGCUCGUGCGAUGGCCUAAUACUCCUGUCUCUUCAUGACGGACACUUUGUUGGAACUAAAUCUGGUAGGUCCUUUGUUCUUUGGAACCCAUCCGACAGAUCGCACAAGAUAAUUUCAUGCCCCUAUGAGCUUCCUUUCUGUGCACUUUAUGGACUUUGUUACGAUUCCACUGCUCAUGAUUAUAAGGUGUUUAUUGUUUCGCAAGAAAGUGAAACCUCUGUGGCGAUUUACAGUUCAAGAAACAAUUCUUGGAACUUGGUUAUGGACAAUCGUUAUUAUCUUUAUGCGUCGGAACAUCAGGCCAUUGUGAAUGGAGCUGUUCACUGGGUAAUGUGUUCGAGAGAGUUCGACUCGUGGGUCAUUGUUUACUUUGAUUUGGUGGAGGAAAAGUUCAAGGAGGUGCCGCCGCCAAGCCUUUGGAAUGAAGAUGAUGAGAUGAAUUUGGUGGUAUUGAGGGGAUUCCUUUGCGUGUAUUGUGAUAUCGGUGUAAGGCAGAUUGAGGUCUAUGCAAUGAAAGAGUAUGGGAAGAAAGAAUCAUGGGCUAGAUUGUUUGUCAUUCCUUGUGCAAUAGAAAGAAGGGUUCCUUGUUCUACCUAUUUGAAGCCUUUGUGUCUCACAAAGAAAGGUCAAGUUCUUGUAUCAGUGGGGAAAAGGAGGAUAGGCAUUUACGAUCCUAAAGACCGUACAUUUUUACUGUAUGACUCUGUUCGUGGUCGGACGGCAAUUCCAUAUGUGGAGAGCCUAGUUUCACUCAAUGGCGGGGUGUGAAAAGUGUGGAGGCAACACCAAGAAAAACAUCAAGAGCAGGGUAUCUUCUUGGCAAUGGUAUGAUCCACACUGUAAGGGAAGUUUGAGAGUCGAAUUUAUGGAGUUGGAUAUCACCUGGAUGUAGUUACACAGAGACUUGGGUAUAAACAAGCUUUCUUAUUGAAGGAAGUUAGUUUUGGUGGGUAUGCUAUGAUGCACGGACACCGAUACCGACACGGACACCGAAACCGACACCGGGACACGGGAAUUCUAAAAAAAUGGAGACACGGACACGGCGGGGGACACGACACGUGUAUAUUUAUUUAUUUAUUUAUAUAUAUAUAUAAAUAAAUAAAUAAUUAUAGUUUAGCACCCAGAAAUUUUAAAAAAUAUAUAAUUUGGCCCCAAAUUUUUUUAAAAAAAAUUACAGUUUGACCUCCAAAUUUUUCAAAAAUUACAGUUUGGCCCCCAAAAUUUUAAAAAAAAUUAUAGUUUGACCCCUGCCGUGUCCCCAUCGGUGUCCCCGCCGUGUCCCCAGCGGUGUCCCCCUCAAAAUUUAAUAUUAAAAUAUGGGACACGCCACGUGGCGUGUCCCGUACGUAUCUCCAAGGUGUCCCGCGGUGUCCCCGUGUCCCCGUGUCCUGACAUUGCGAUACUUCGACCUUUAGAGGUGUCGGUGCUUCAUAGUGGGUAUGUAAUCCCAACGAUUGUAUGGGGACCUAGAGCACAUUGGAGCUUGGAUUUUAUCAAUCGAUGAAGCUGAAGGGGCCGACAAGUGGAAACCUAUGGGGUACCGACGGGCACGCGGGACCCACUCUGGGUCCCACACGGAUGAUCUGAGCCGUUCAAUAAUUUAAAACAAAAGCUGAGCGGGCCCGUGAAAAAAUUAGUUCAAAUUCAAUAUGUGUAGGUGCUCGAUCCAAUCUUCCAUAUUAGUAUGGAUGCUAUCGGUACCAAUAGCAGGUUUCUUUUAUCAAUGGUCAGCGCGCAACGUUGGUGCUGCUUAAACAGAGAUGUUAAUUUUCAUUUCAUGGAGUUUCGUAUUUGAUUGAAUGUUUUUAUUUUUGUUACAAGAAUGAUAAGUAGUGGAUAUAUUUCUUCCUCUUUCUUCUUUUCAGUUGAUUUCUGCCUUGUAAGAUGGGCAGAGUUUGGUUUCUUCAGGGUUACCCAAUUUCACUUUGGCCCUUUCACUUGUAAGAGUCAUGUGCGUCUCCGUCGGCUAAUCUCUUGAGAUUUUUUGAUUCCUUGGCCUAACGGCUUCGUGGGGCGGCGGCGGUCUGUCGUCUUCUUGGGUGGUGGCCUACUUAUGUGGUGGUGGGCGGUGAAGUUCGGCACCAUUAGCUAGGGUGUGCUAUGUGGUAGGGUUUAUUUGGGCUUAGUCCCUUGUAUUCUGGGUUUUUAGGCCAUUUAGGGGUUUGGGUUGCGUACCAUCUGGUUUAAUUGUUGGGUUUGUCCCAUGUAUUUGGGCUUUAGGCCUUUCAGGUAUUUAAGCUUGUCCCACUUUGGUGUUUCCUUGGUUGGCGACUUGCCAACAUAAGAUUUGGGUCUCGGAUUAGACACUGUGUUGUUAUCUCCUUACUCUUGUUAAUCAUUGUAACAAUUCAAAGGUUAAUAAAAUUUCUUUUUCGCUGUUUAAAAAAAAAAAAAAACCCUUGUAAGAGGCUUUCUGAUUAAAAAGAACAGGAUGAUGGAAAGUAAUAGCGAAAGAAAGAAAAAUGAACGAACGAAAAAGGAAAAUAAACAUAAAUUUUAAUUCAUGGGUUUUAUUAGUAUUAGGGCUCGUUUCACUAACACUGUUUUUACUUUUAAAAAAAGUGCACGUUUUGUCCUUAUUCAAAUUUUUUUCUCUUUUGUAAGUUUUGUGUCAAACUUUUGUGGUUAUUAUUGAGUUGAGAUUAGGGGUGUACACGGUUCGAAUUGGUCCGGUUCUUUUGAAAAUCAAUAACCGGAUCAUUUCAAACGGUUUUAGAAAAUUAAGAACUAGAACAUAACCAAUAUAUGCAGGGAACCUAAUUAAAACCAAACUGCAACACCGGUCCGAUUUUGGUUCGGUUCGGUUCUAUCCAAUAAGUAUUCAAACAUUUAUUCACAAAAUAUGAACUCAUAAAA